Messenger RNA from Lampris incognitus (smalleye Pacific opah), 1176 nucleotides. RefSeq names its product arginine-glutamic acid dipeptide repeats protein-like. The transcript is spliced from 3 exons. The record is from RefSeq and is a predicted model, not a curated record. NCBI's taxonomy places the organism in Eukaryota, Metazoa, Chordata, Actinopteri, Lampriformes, Lampridae. The coding region runs from base 492 to 1109 and encodes 205 amino acids.
GAUUUGUACGUGAAUAUAUAUUAAUAUACAUAUAUACACACACACAGACACACACAUACACACACAUAUAUAAAUCUAUAUAUAUGUGUGUGUAUGUGUGUGUGUGUGUGUUUGUGUAUCGGUAAAGUGACACCGUCUUUUGUUGAGGCAAGUGUGCGUUCGUCUCCCUCCGGUUGGGCAGCGGCUUUAAAGGAUAAAGUGUCCGUGUUCGUAUUGUUCAGAAACCGGUUCUUGGGAUUUGGCCCGGGACACCAGGACCGGGACUUCAGCGGGUCAUCCCGGGCAAGGAUUGCUUUUUGAAGUUGUUUUGCAGCAGUCUCGGAACUCUAGAAUCACCAGACUGGCGGCUCUUCUGAAACACUGGGGUUGUUGGUGUGGCCAAAUUUUCCCUGGAUUUGACUAGUAAAUUCAGAAGACUGAAGCCCAGGCUCACAGUCUACCUUUCACGGAGGCCCAGCCGUGAGAGGACUGAGGAAGGCACGUGGCGGAUCAUGACGGCCGACAAAGAGAAGGAAAGGGAGAAGGAGAGGGACAGGGACAGAGACAGAGACCGGGACAAGAGGGAGGUUGCUGGAAAGUCCCGUCGGCAGGACGUGGACCGGGCCGAUCGAGAGAGUGAGAGCUCCAGGCCCCGGCGCAGCUGCACGCUGGAGGGUGGGGCCAAGAACUACGCCGAGAGUGAGCACAGCGAGGACGAGGACAAUGACAAUGGCAGCACAGGUGGAGGCAGCGGCACAGCAGAGGAGGCCGGCAAGAAGGGCAAGAAGAAGACCCCCAAGAAGAAGUCACGCUAUGAACGCACAGAGAAUGGAGAGAUCACCUCUUUCAUCACAGAAGAUGACGUUGUUUACAGACCCGGAGAUUGUGUGUAUAUCGAGAGCCGGCGGCCCAACACUCCGUACUUCAUUUGUAGCAUUCAAGACUUCAAGCUGGUGAGUGGUCCUUUUUCCUCCCUCCUCUGUCCCUCUGCCUGUCCCUCGGUCCUCACCCUGGCCUACAGUUCAGGCACCCACCCAACCACCCACUGCUUCUCCUUAUCUCCCAGCCCCACCGCUGUUGUUCUAGCAGCCUGGGAAAGCCACUUCAAACAGGGCUUUCAUCUGCCGUAAUUGCCUGCAUGCAAGUGCUAGAAGAAAGAUGCAUGCUUGCACUUUUUUUUCCCCUGCAUGCACCACA